GUCUGAGGUAGGGUCUCGACACAAAACGUCACCAGAGAUGCUUUCCAGGGAUACUUUUUUUUUAAAUUUACUUCAAAAUAUACUUUAUUCGAGAAGAAAUUAUAUCUACAAUACAUGAUCCUUAUACAACUCCAUCCGACAUUAUCUAAGGCUAUAUAUACAUUCAAUAUUGCGGACACAAAUGUAUCCCCCACCCUUGCCACUGCCUGUCCCGCUGAGUUACUCCAGCUUUCUGUGUCUAUCUUCGGUUUAAACCAGCAUCUGCAGUUUCUUCUUACACACUCCUCGCCAAUAGAGUUCGUUCCCUGACAGUGCGGCGCGUUGAUUGGACAAACGUGGUAUCUCAGGUGUGUUUAGCGCCUCCCCGUAAGUGAAGUCAGGAAGUGGCGAGAAUGGCUGCCGAACAGCAGGUUGAGAGUUUACGCGAAGAACUAAUUUGUCCCGUCUGCCUGGAUAUCUUCACCGAUCCGGUGUCCCUGCAGUGCGGGCACAACUUCUGCCGCUCCUGUAUCACACAGUGCUGGGAAAGAGACGGGAGAACUUCCUGCCCGGAAUGUAGAGCGGAAUUUGCAGACCGCACCCUCAUUGUGAAUUGGGCAUUGUCAAGUCUGGCUGAGAAAACUCAAACAUUAAACCUGAAUCAGAAAGUGAAGGAAAGUAAACUUCACUGCGAGAAACAUCAGGAAGAACUGAAGCUGUUUUGUGAAACUGACAAGAAACUGAUCUGUGUGAUUUGUCGAGACGCGCGGGAACACAGAGAUCACCGCUUCAUACCGAUAGAAGAAGCUGUUGAAAACUACAAGGCACAGAUGAAAUCUUCCAUGGAAUCUCUCACGAAAAUAAAAUCCGAGAUACUGGAAAUGGAACAAUUGCAGAAAACAAAGAUUUCUGGAGUUAGGGAACAGUCCCGCAGUCUGCAGUCCCACAUCACAUCACACUUCACUAAAAAGCGGCAGAUUCUCUCUGAGGAAGAACAGCGUUUACUCAAAGAUCUCAGGGAAUCAGAGGCGAAGAGUCUUGAUAUAAUGAAGACAAAUCUUCAAGUAAUCCAAGAGAAAUUAAAUUCCAUGCAGGAGAAACUCACAAAGAUACAGGAACGGAUGGAUCAAAAAGACAGUGUGAUAUUUCUAAUGGAGGAAAUUAGUCGGAAGAGGAGGGUUAGUGAUGAGAGUUACACGUUGUCAGUAGCAGAUGGGGCACCGGAAGUUGCAAAAUUCGAUCACCCCUUUUUAUUGAACAGAGCGUUCAGCGAAAUGUCGUGUGUUAUUCCGCAAGUCUCCGUCACCCUGGAUGUGGAAACAGCGCAUCCGCUGCUCGACGUGUCUGAGGAUCGGAAGACGGUGAGAUGGACCCAGACCCGGAGGAGUCUCCCUGACACCGGGAAAAGGUUUACACACUGGGCGUGUGUGCUGGGAUCGGAGGGAUUCACAUCGAGGAGACAUUACUGGGAGGUGGAGGUGGCGGGGAGUGAGUGGUGGAGUCUGGGAGUCGCCGCAGAGUCUGUGGAGAGGAAGAGACGGGUCGACCUGACCCCAAAGACUGGAGUCUGGAGGAUCAGGCGGAUUGAUGAAGUGUUUGAAGCAGUCACCUCCCCUCCAUCCCCUCUCCCCGCAUGUCCCAUCACUGGGAGGGUGGGAGUUUAUCUCAGUUACGAGUCCGGGACAGUUUCAUUUUACGACGCCGACACCAAGUCCCAUCUCUACACCUUCACUGGGAAUAAAUUCACGGAGAAACUUUAUCCUUUCUUCAGGACUUGGAACGAAAACCAGCGGCUGAGAAUCUGCUCCAGUUCAGCUCCGGAUGUGUAAAAGGCUCGGUUCCCGGGACCGGCGUCAGGAGCGGGGUUCAGGGGCUGUGGUGCAGAAACCCGGUGGACAACAGGUCGGCGCUGAACGGCUCCCAUUUAUACCCCAAAUUCCGCUUCGUGAAACCCCAGUGAGCGCGGAAAUAAAUCCAGGGGGAAUGUAAAUGUGGUAAGAGUGAAAUAAACAGCAACUGAAAUCAGAGCUGUCUGUCGAUCCAUUCAUUUUUUAUCAGUUAACCGCGUCCGGCAACGGAACAGAAAUUACUUUUGUGAAAAUAUAAAGAUUGAAACAAUCUCCCUUCCCGCGGGUUCAGCAGCUGCCGCGGGCGGCGGGUCCUGAGCUCCGGGCUCCCCCGGGUCUAAAGUCCGUCAACUUAGUGUCUACAUUAUGUUUGAGGCUUUUCCACUUUCAACACCAGAUACAUUUACCUUGGAACGGAUGUUUCAAAGAAU
Molecule: messenger RNA, 2257 nt
Organism: Leucoraja erinaceus (little skate)
Lineage: Eukaryota; Metazoa; Chordata; Chondrichthyes; Rajiformes; Rajidae
Product: nuclear factor 7, brain-like
Exons: 6
Coding region: 393-1808 (471 amino acids)
Biological process (GO): protein ubiquitination
Molecular function (GO): ubiquitin-protein transferase activity; protein binding; zinc ion binding
Source: RefSeq, a predicted model, not a curated record